AUGCACCUAAACAAUAAGUUCAGAUUCAAAAUUUUCAUUCAUUCGGAUAAUGAGUUUUUCGUUCCAAUUGCAUUGAUAGUAAAUCACUGGAAAAAGGAACUGAGCAUAACUUCCAGAAAAUUUGAAGACUUUGAUUACGACGAAAAAAGAAGAAUCCCGUUUGUCCUUCCUAGUCAACUUUUGAUCAAUUUUGAAGUGUUAAAAAUCGGCUGGAAGGUUACAAUCAAUAAUGACUGGGUAAUGAUCUAUGAAAAACAAAUGAGUUUGGCGUUUGCACACACUUUAUCUAUUUUCGGAGACGUAAUGGUACAAACUGUGCAACUUUAUCGAUAUUCUGGACUUGAGGAGAACGAAGCGGAAUAUGGAAGUUAUGAAGAAUGA
This is a messenger RNA of Caenorhabditis remanei, 381 nucleotides long. RefSeq lists its product as uncharacterized. The transcript is spliced from 3 exons. The record is from RefSeq and is a predicted model, not a curated record. Lineage: Eukaryota; Metazoa; Nematoda; Chromadorea; Rhabditida; Rhabditidae. Bases 1 to 381 code for a protein of 126 amino acids.